AUGCCAGGGCUUUCCAGUUCAAAUUCAGGUUCCACUCCCUACAUAUCCUUCAGUGGUGUGGAGUCUGCUCUCUCCUCCUUAAAAAACUUCCAAGCCUGCAUCAGCUCUGGAAUGGACAGUUCUAGUGUUGCCUUGGACCUUGUGGAGACUCAGACUGACUACAGUAUGGACAGGACCAUGGUUGAAUUUGCAAAAAUUCAUUACAUUAAUGUAAUGAGCCAUUACAUUAAGGCUAUCCAGUCCACCAUAAGUCAUGUAGAAGAAGAACGCCCAGAAAAGGUGCCAGACUUAAAAUUACUAGUGGAGAAGAAAUUUUGCUUAAAGGAUAAGAAUUCUGAUGCUGACUUUAGAGACAAUGAAAAAUUUGUGCAGUAUAAGCAGCAGCUGAGGGAGCUGAAGAAGGAAUUUGGUAUGCCUGCAGACAGAGAGAAUGAUUGGACAGAAGGGAUUGACGAAGAUAUGGCUGUGACCCAAAGCCAGACCAAUUUCAUCUGCCCCAUAACACAGCUGGAAAUGAAGAAGCCAGUGAAAAAUAAAGUGUGUGGCCACACCUACGAAGAGGACAUCAUUGUCCUCAUGAUAGAAUCCAAGCAUAAGAGGAAGAAGAAGGCCUGUUGCCCCAAAAUUGGCUGUAGUCACACAGACAUGAGAAUGUCAGACCUCAUUCCAGAUGAAGCCCUGAGAAGGGCAAUUGAGAGCCACAACAAGAAGAAAAAGCGCCACUCUGAGUAGGAACAAGCCACCUGCCUGCCUACAGGGUUGUCAGCCUCCCUACCUCAAGCCCCCA
This is a messenger RNA of Cricetulus griseus (Chinese hamster), 787 nucleotides long. Lineage: Eukaryota; Metazoa; Chordata; Mammalia; Rodentia; Cricetidae. The record is from RefSeq and is a predicted model, not a curated record.